This is a messenger RNA of Saccoglossus kowalevskii, 566 nucleotides long. Its product is annotated as tyrosine kinase receptor Cad96Ca-like. Gene Ontology annotation, biological process: protein phosphorylation; cell surface receptor protein tyrosine kinase signaling pathway; positive regulation of kinase activity. Lineage: Eukaryota; Metazoa; Hemichordata; Enteropneusta; Harrimaniidae. Gene Ontology annotation, molecular function: transmembrane receptor protein tyrosine kinase activity; ATP binding. The record is from RefSeq and is a predicted model, not a curated record. Gene Ontology annotation, cellular component: plasma membrane; signaling receptor complex.
GUCCUAUAUUCAUUGUACUGGAAUAUAUGGUUUUUGGUAACCUCCAAACUUAUCUUCGUGAACGGCAAACAAAUGUAGGAAAUACAUAUGCUAAUCUAAGAGAACGUGUGUCCACUUUAUCUCAACACAAUUGUGUUGGUUUUUCACAUCAGAUAUCUCUUGCAAUGGACUUCAUUGAAGAAAAAGGUUGUGUUCAUCGAGACUUGGCUGCUCGCAAUGUACUAUUGAAUGAAAAGCUAGUAUGCAAAUUAUCUGGAUUUGGAUUGGCAACCGAUGUCCUGGAUCAACGAGAAUAUGAGAGAAGGACUCAGGGACGCUUACCCGUACGCUGGAUGGCACCAGAGUCUAUAUUAGACGGAGUGUAUACAAGCAAAAGCGAUGUUUGGUCAUACGGUAUUGUUUUGUGGGAGAUAACAACACUAGAUAUUCUACUAUGGAGAAAUGUUGGGCAGAAUAAUCCCGAAAUGAGACCGUCAUUUCAGCAAUUGGCGAAGACAUUGCAAGCAAUAUUAGAUAUUGACAAGAUGACAGAUGAAAUACAUAUCUAUGCAGAGCCAAAGAUGUGA